Molecule: messenger RNA, 981 nt
Organism: Apiotrichum porosum
Lineage: Eukaryota; Fungi; Basidiomycota; Tremellomycetes; Trichosporonales; Trichosporonaceae
Exons: 3
Coding region: 1-981 (326 amino acids)
Molecular function (GO): 4-hydroxy-tetrahydrodipicolinate synthase activity
Source: RefSeq, a predicted model, not a curated record
AUGCCCGCCGACGUCGCCCCUCUUCCCGCCGGCAUUUACUGCCCGGUCAUUACCUUCUUCGAUGACUCGGCCGCGCAGGCGCUGGACCUGAAGCUGCAUGAGCAGCACUGUGAGAUGCUCGCUGCCGCCGGAUGCCACGGUGUAGUGGUCAUGGGCAGCACUGGAGAGGCUGUGACACUGAGCCGUGAGGAGCGCAAGCAGCUCGUCCGCGGUGCCAAGGCCGCUGUCUCGCGUGCCGCCCUGCCCAACUCCCCUGGCCUCAUCAUCGCCGGCACCGUCGGCGCCCAGUCCACCCAGCAGGCCAUCGAGUUGGCCGUUGACGCCGCUGCCGAGGGCGCCGACUACAUUCUCGUGCUCCCCCCUUCCUACUACCCCGGCCCCAUGACCAACGACGCCCUCCAGGGAUUCUUUGAGGAUGUUGCCGACGCGUCCCCCAUUCCCCUCAUCAUCUACUCGUACCCUGCCGUGUCUGGCGGCAUUAACAUGGACACCGACCUGCUCGGCGCCUUGGCCCGUCACCCCCGCAUCGUGGGCAUCAAGCACACUGACCACGAUGUCGGCAAGAUCGCUCGUUUGGCUGCUCAGGACUUUGGAUCUCCAUUCACUGUCCUCGGUGGUGCGACCGACUACAUCCUCGGCACUCUGGCUUACGGUGGCGAGGGAGCCAUCACUGGUAUGGCCAACGUCGCUCCCCGCGUCUGUGUCGAGAUCUUCAACCUGUACAACGCAGGCAAGCACGCCGAGGCUCUCAAGUACGCGUCGGUGGUCAGCCGUGCGGAGUGGUCUCUCGGUCGCGGCGGUAUCCUCGGCACCAAGUGGGCCGUCACCUACGCCAACGGCUACCCGGAGAAGAGCGCCUUGGCGCGCAAGCCUCUGCCCCUCUGCCCCGAGGCGGCCAAGGCCUACGUCCGCAGCGAGUGCGAGGGCGUGCUUGCGCUUGAGAAGGAGCUGGCCAAGGCCGCUGGUGUUAACGGUGUGUAA